Molecule: messenger RNA, 1272 nt
Organism: Neohortaea acidophila
Lineage: Eukaryota; Fungi; Ascomycota; Dothideomycetes; Mycosphaerellales; Teratosphaeriaceae
Product: S-adenosyl-L-methionine-dependent methyltransferase
Exons: 3
Coding region: 223-1107 (294 amino acids)
Source: RefSeq, a predicted model, not a curated record
CUCCCCACACCACAUACCACACCUCCCUCCGCCAUCUCCUUUCGCCUCCAACAAUCCGAGCAUUCAAAGGCAUCGGCGCAUUUCUAACCGUUCUCGGCUGUAUAUCCCUAGCAUCUAUCGAUUGCAUAUCGAUCGUGACUGGGUUCGACCUUCCCCCCGGCAAUCCGGACUGUCCUCUUACUCCUCCCGGACGCAGGCCGGCAGAGGCGGUGUACACCCAAGAUGACGACCUUUACAGAAGCCAACAAGGAGCAUUUCAACAACGCGGCCGCCACGUACGAUGAAAAGCCGUGGAUGAAAGACCUCUCCGCCCAAAUCGGCACCGCCCUCCUCGAGCGCAAAGACUGGGCGGGCGUCCGAUGGCACGAGCCCGGCGAGAUUGGCGGCCGCGAAGUCAAGCUCCUCGACUACGCCUGCGGCACGGGCUCCGUCACCAAGGCCUACGGCCCGCUCGUGACCAAGGUGAUCGGCGUCGACAUCAGCCCUAACAUGGUGCAGCUGUACAAUCAAGAGGCCGCGUCGGCAGGUCUGCAGCCGGAACAGGUGCGCGCGGUCGCGGGCGAUUUGUUCGCCGACGAAGUCCCCGCCGAGCUGAACACGGCCGAGUUCUACAACUUCGACGUCAUCGUCGUCGGGCUGGGUUUCCACCACUUCGAGAACCCGGUCCUCGCCAUCCAGCGCCUGUCCGAGCGGCUGAAAGCCGGCCGCGGCGUCCUCAUGAUCAUCGACUUCCUGCCCUUCGAAAACGAAGCCGAAGACGGCGCAAAUGGCACAAUCAAGCACGCUGGCUUCCAGCGCUCGAAUUUGCUGCGCUUACACGACCUCGCGAAACUGGAAAAAUUCAGCUUCAGCGUGGUGGACGAGGAGGCCGUCAUGCAGCUGCAGCACGGCACGCGCAAGCGCAAGAUGUUCGUCACCAAGGCGCUCGCGCCGCCGACGGCGUGGGGCAAGUUUUCGAAUUGGUUGACGCAGUAUCAAAUCACCGCUAGCGAGCAGAUGCGCAUUGAACCUAAGCGGCCGGUCCCGCAGCAGCUUGGGUUCACUGGGCAGACGAACGUGGCGCAGAGCGAUACGUGGCAUCGCGAGUUCAACGACAAGUUCAAAUGAGGGGUGGCAGAGUGUGUGUCGGGGUUAGAAGUAAUUUGACGGCAUGGGCGUUUCCCACGAGCUGCCUGUGGGUUCCUGGUGUAUAUUCUGCUUGUUGUUAUCUGUGAAGAUGGGUGUAGAUAUCCCGUUCGCGGACCGAAGCAAGAGGGAUGGCGUCAAUGGCAU